Mesorhabditis belari is the source of this 846-nucleotide messenger RNA. Lineage: Eukaryota; Metazoa; Nematoda; Chromadorea; Rhabditida; Rhabditidae. The record is from the annotation of a GenBank genome assembly.
AUGGAAGGAUCUUUUUAUCGUUGUUAUUUAUUUGUGUUGUUUGUGUACAUCACGACCUAUCUGAAUACGUGGAUAGCCGUAAAGCUUCGCGGUCUCCACUCGAUGACUUGGAUCUAUAUGGGAAUCCAGAACUAUUUCCCGCCGUAUCGCCUUUGCUACGCGUACCAAUUUGCCUCGUUUUACAUAGAAAAUGGAGCACUGAUCUUGCUGCAUUUGAAUCGAUUCACUGCGAUUUGGCUGCCAAUCAAGCAUAUCAAAAUUUGGAAUCUGCGAAACAUAGCCUAUGCAGGAAUUCUCAUUUAUCUGAUUGGUUUCUCGAUUUGCUAUUCCGAUUUCUAUAUUGGUCCGCUUUAUGUAGAAGUGAAUGGGCUAGCUGUAGACAAUCCAGCACUAAUGCCAGAAUUCUGGCUAUCCGCUGCGUUGAUGGGCCCGCUUGGGCACACGUUCCCAUGGAUUGCGCUCGCGUUGGAUCUGUUGACACUCGGAAAGAUUCUCUAUUUGAGGAUUAUGGGGAGACAAACAAACGGAGUUUUGGUGGAGAUCAACUUGUUCUUGAUUUGCCUCAGCACUUUCGUCGUUCAACUGACAUUAAUGUUGUACUUUGAUCGUGCUUUCAGCCUUUGGAAUACCCCAGAGAUGUCGCUUUUAAUGCUAAGUGUUGUGAUUGAUUUGUUCACAUUGAGCGAAGCGUACAUUGGAUUGGCGUUGAAUCGAACACUGCGCCAAAAAUUGUUCGCCAUGCUUUUUGGGAAGAAAAGAAAUGGUGGAAAAGUAUCGGAAACGACGAGCGCUUUUCAGCGAUCGAACAAAGAGACAAAACAAUUCUCGCAGAGUGUAGUAAAGUUU